AUGCCUCCUUCGAAUACUUGUAAAGUCUUAAAUGAAAUUGAAAGGAACGAGAGAUAUGCCAGGCUCAAAGCCGAGUUGCUGAAAGAGUUUGAGUCGGAGCCGGAGCGCGUCGCCGGCAAGGCCUACAAGCAGGUUUUGAAGGGCGUUCUGGAUGUUCUGGCCAAGUUUGAAGAGUUCGAGGACAGGGUGAAGCUGAACGUGGAGAGCCUGAUACUCAUCGAGGACAUCGCUACCAGCGGCAAGUGCCGCUACCCCUGGAAGGUGGUCAAGGCGCUGCUGCUGCUGGUGUACAGCAAGCUCUUCGACGAGGUGUACUACGGCAACAAGAAGGCCGGCGAGGAGAACGUGCUCCCGCCUAACUCCAGGUCCUCAGACUGCAGCAACUCGCCCGAGGGCUCCGGCGAAGAGCCCGAGGUCGAGCGCAGAGUCGAGACUGAGGACGACUACAAGAAGGUGAAGCUGGACUCGCUGGUCUACAUCCUCGAGUUUAACCUGCCGCCGUUCACGCUGCAGAGGCUCUGCGAGAUCACGCUGAACCAGCCGUACCGGAUUUUCAAGAAGCUCUUCAACGCGUAUCGCAAGCUGUUCGCCGUGAGGAACAUUGAGUACGAGCCCGAGCAGCUUCCGCCCUUUCUGAGCCUGGGCGACUUUCCGAAGCUCGAGGCCGUGUCCAUGAACAUUCGCAACUGGGAGCGGCGCUACCUCGCCACCUUCAGGCCCGAGUGGAGCGAGGAGCUCCUGUCGGACAACUCCGAGGACGCCGACUCCUCGGACGAGCGCCGCCUCAAGAGGCAACGCGAGUAG
Molecule: messenger RNA, 804 nt
Organism: Theileria orientalis strain Shintoku
Lineage: Eukaryota; Apicomplexa; Aconoidasida; Piroplasmida; Theileriidae
Exons: 1
Coding region: 1-804 (267 amino acids)
Source: RefSeq, a predicted model, not a curated record